AUAUGAGACUGAAAAGCCUGCAUGAUAAAAAGUGCACGUAAUUUAAGCUGGCACACAGAUCAAGAUCACAGAUAAAAUAAAAUAAAUCUUUAAGGUCAAAAAGAUAUAGCUUAGUCCUUAGAAAUGUUAAACACUAAUUCAUGCUCCCCAAAAAAAUAUCUGAUCUUGCUCCAUUUUAUUAGUCCAUCAUCAGCUUAAGCUGCUGGGAGAACAAAUCAAUGGCUACCCCUCUACCCAAGAUAAUCUCACCCUACAACAGAUACAGGCAUGAGGCCUUCCCAUUCAAAUAUCCCAUCAGAACUCCAAUUACAGCAACAAAAUUUUCAUUUCCAGUGCUAAAAAGAAGACAAGACAAAGAACUAACAUCUAUAAAAGGUGGAGUUUCGUCUAUGAAUAAUGGUUAUGUGGUUUCAGAGCUUGAAAGAGAGAAAGAGAAAGCAGAUGAUGAAGAAAUUAUCAUAGGUAAAGAAGACAUGAGGAAGCUAGCAGACACUUGGUUAGAAAUUCAUGGUCUGGAUAAUUGGGAAGGCAUGCUUGACCCUUUGGAUCCCCUCCUGCGAUCUGAACUAAUAAGAUAUGGAGAAAUGGCUCAAGCUUGUUAUGACGCAUUUGAUUCUGAAACAUUCUCCAAGUACUGUGGCAGUUGCAAAUAUAGGCCUACCAAGUUUUUUGAGUGUCUUGGUCUCAUGCAACAUGGGUAUGAAGUAGCCUCUUACAUCCAUGCUUCAUGUGAAAUCAAUCUCCCAGACCUUUUCCAGAGAUCAAUAUGUCCUGAAGCAUGGAGUCAAACAGCAAAUUGGAUUGGCUAUGUUGCAGUAUCAAAUGAUAAAAUGUCAGCACAUCUUGGACGGAGGGAUAUAACCAUUGCUUGGAGGGGCACACUGACAAGGCUGGAGUGGAUUGAAGACUUUAUGUACUUUCUAAGGCCAAUUUCAUUGAAGAAGAUCCCUUGUCCAGAUCCAAGGGUCAGAGUCGAGUCCGGGUUCCUUGAUCUCUACACAAACAAGAAUAAAAGUUGCCAGUUGUGCAAACGCUCAGCAAGAGAACAAAUUUUAGCAGAAGUCAAGCGAUUAAUACAGCAAUACAAGGAUGAGAAUUUGAGCAUAACAAUCACAGGUCACAGUCUAGGAAGCGCACUAGCAAUACUGAGUGCAUAUGACAUAGCAGAGACUGGGAUAGAUGUCAUGGACAGUGGGAAGGUUGUACCUACAUGUGUCUUCUCAUUCUCAGGACCAAGAGUCGGGAAUAUCAGGUUUAAGGAACGGCUUGAAGAACUUGGGGUGAAAAUAUUGAGAGUGGUGAACAUUCAUGACAAGGUACCACAGGCACCUGGGAUAUUUUUCAAUGAGCACAUACCACUGGCACUUCGAAAACUAGGCGAAAUGUCUCUGUGGCUUUACUCGCAUGUUGGGGUGGAGCUUGCUCUGGAUCACAAGGACUCCCCCUUCCUGAAAGAGACAAGUGAUUUGGGAUGCUUCCAUAAUUUGGAAGCUCAUCUACAUCUACUUGAUGGAUAUCACGGGAAGGGCCAAAAAUUUGUGCUUACCAGCAGAAGGGAUAUUGCAUUAGUGAACAAAGCAAGUGACUUCUUGAAGAAGCAAUUCUUGAUCCCACCGAAAUGGCAGCAAAGUGAGAACAAAGGACUGGCGAGAAACCAAGAAGGCUACUGGGUGCAGCCUGAACGGCCAAAUCCCAGGGAUCAUUUAUAA
Mangifera indica (mango) is the source of this 1709-nucleotide messenger RNA. RefSeq names its product phospholipase A1-Igamma2, chloroplastic-like. Gene Ontology annotation, molecular function: glycerophospholipase activity. Bases 219 to 1709 code for a protein of 496 amino acids. The record is from RefSeq and is a predicted model, not a curated record. Gene Ontology annotation, biological process: lipid metabolic process. NCBI's taxonomy places the organism in Eukaryota, Viridiplantae, Streptophyta, Magnoliopsida, Sapindales, Anacardiaceae. The transcript has 2 exons.